CCACUCUACUUCAGUCGAACUACGUACGUAGUAGCAGCAGCAGCAGCAACACAGACAAUUAGUCAUUCAAGUCGAAAAUGAUAUGUACACUCAUUAUACUUUUAACGGCUACGUUAGCGUUGUACUUGUUCUUUACAUACACGUAUUGGAAAAGAAAUAAUAUUCCAACGGCCAAAGGAUGGUACCCGAUCGUUGGUCACAUGCUGCCAGCGAUAACCAUGGAAAAAUCUUCGGCCGUAGUAAUUCAAGAAAUGUACGAGCAGUACAAGGAUAGCAGCAUGGUUGGAUUUUACAAAGGAUUAGUGCCGGCAUUAAUUAUCCGCGACCCGAACUUGGUGAAGUCCGUGUUACAUACUAAUUUCUCGAAUUUUACUAUGAACGGGUUCCAGCUUCAAGAAGACGCGGAUCCCUUGUUAGCUCACAAUAUAAUUUUCGCCCACGGGGAAAAAUGGUUAACUGGAAGGAAGCGAUUAACCAAUGCGUUUACAAGUAGCAAGUUGAAAACUCUUUUCGUGACAGUUAGCGGAGUAUGCAAGAAAUUCCAAGAUUACUUAGAGAGGCGGCUGAGCUCGAACGACAAGUACGAAGUUGAACUGAAGUGUCUGUUCGCGAAAUUUACUGGCGAAGUUACGGCGAACGCUAGUGUGGGCAUCGAUGGGCGCUGUUUCGGGGACGUAGAUGAUCCUUUGGCGUUCGAUCAGAUCGGCCUGGCUCUCUUUCAACCGAAUUUCUUCAGUAGGUUUCUACUUAACAUUGUAACUCUAUUUCCCAGUCUGAAUCGUUUCGCAAAGCUCAAGUUCGUGAACAAGGAAGUCGAACAGUUGUUCAGAACGCUGGUUAAGGAAAAUUUGGAGUACAGGCGAAAGGAAUCAACGCCCAGGCACGACUUUCUCGAAUUAAUGGUGCAACUCGAGAAAGAGGAAGGAAAAGAGCUGCCUUUGGAUCUUAUCGCUGGUUAUGUAUUAUCGUUUUACCUCGACGGAUUCCAAACAUCAAGCACUACUCUCAGUUUCAUUGGAUAUCAACUGGCUACGCAUCAGGAUGUUCAAGAAAGACUACGAGAAGAAGUGAAGACUGUCCUGGAAAAACACGGAGGUGUGUUAACGUACGAAGCGGUGAAAGAGAUGACUUAUAUGGACCAAGUAAUUAGUGAAUCGCAAAGAUAUUACUCGUCAGUGAAUAACAUGUACAAAGUAUGUACAGAAGAGUGCACGUUGGAAGGAUCGGACGGGCUUAAGUGUCGCGUGAAACCUGGCAUCGAAAUUUUCAUAUCCAUUUAUGGACUGCACGAGGACCCGAGGUAUUGGUCCGAUCCGAAGACCUUUGAUCCAGAUCGAUUCAGCGAGGAGAGGAAGCACGAGAUUGACAAAAUGGUAUUCAUCCCAUUCGGCGAGGGACCAAGGAUGUGCGUGGGAAUGAGAAUGGCACUGAUGCAAAUGAAAUGUUGUUUGGCUACCUUGAUCAAAGGCUAUAAAUUGGAACUGUCGCCUAAAACGAAACAGCCUUUCAAACUGCUGUCGUUCGUUUUACUUACAGAAGCAGAAGGCGGACUUUGGGUAUAUCUGUCAAAACUUCGAUAACAGUCAAACAUGUAAUAUUGUAGGAAUUAUGGAUUCUAAUACAUCGCGUGUACGAUGUUUCA
This is a messenger RNA of Ceratina calcarata, 1642 nucleotides long. Its product is annotated as cytochrome P450 9e2-like. Bases 78 to 1580 code for a protein of 500 amino acids. The record is from RefSeq and is a predicted model, not a curated record. Gene Ontology annotation, molecular function: oxidoreductase activity, acting on paired donors, with incorporation or reduction of molecular oxygen; monooxygenase activity; iron ion binding. The transcript has a single exon. NCBI's taxonomy places the organism in Eukaryota, Metazoa, Arthropoda, Insecta, Hymenoptera, Apidae.